CAGCAUCCCCAAGAGCAUUUCAGAGCAUGUGGUGUCAGGAGGCAGCUACAACCGGUGAGUGGAUACCUUUCCCCAGCUGAGGCUUUCCUCCCAUUACACCCCUCUUCCUGUCUACUUCUUACCAACAUGUAACUUCCCUGAGGCAUCCAAGUCAUAACUCUCUCUUCUACAAGGGUCCUUAUGGAGAACCUGUACCCAGAACUGGUGUAUUGGCUGGCCUCUAAGCUGUGUUUCUGUUUGUAUCUGAGUUCUCAGUUCUCUUCUUAAAAGUCAAUAUGAUGGAGCCAGGAGCCUCAUCGCAUACCUGUAAUCCCAGCUACUUGGGAGGAUGAGUCAGGAGAUCACAAAUUCAAAGCCAGCUUGGGCAACUCCGUGAGAUUCUGUCUCAAAAUUUAAAAAUAAAAGUGGGGGAGAUGUAGCUCAGUUGAUAGUGCACUCCUGGAUUCAAUCCUUAGUAUGGCAAAAAAGAGAAAAGAGCCCAUGUGGUGGUUUUGAUGUGACUUGUACAGUUCUUUCUAUUCUUCACUUUUUGGCUUAUGAGAAACAAAAUGAAACCAUCUCCUUACCCUCAUGUUGGGAGAGAAUAGCCUCCUCCUCUAUAGUUUCCAUUCCCUUUCUCUUACUUUCUCAGGCACCAAAGUCUUCUCCAAAACCCUACUCUAUCACUGAGUCAGGAGCCUUCUCUCUAUGGCUCCUGAAUCUGCAUUCUUAACCCACUGGAUGGGAGUCUUUAGUCUCUUCCAGUUCCUCCUCCAAAGAUGUAUUCUAAAAGCUUCAGCCUCAGGGAGAUGAUUGAGGGAUGUCUUUGACCCUCCUGCAGCCAUGACCACUGUCUUGCUGCCCUCUCUGGCUUUCAGGUAUGUCUGGGGAGGACCUACUAGCUUUCUAAGCUCUCCUGUAAAAUUGUGUCUUUGUAUUCCUAAAUCCAGCGUUGACUGUUCUUUGAUGAUCCCUUUGUCUAGAAUGAGGAAAGCUCAGCAGCUUGGAGGUCUUCCUCUGCAGAAGUAUCCAUGAUGACUAUUCUUAAGCCAGAGAUUGCGUCCUAUACUAGUCUUAAACCCACAACUGUUAAUUCUCUGGCUCUCUCUCUUUUUUAAUAUUUAUUUUUUGCUUGUAGUUGGAUACAAUACCUUUAUUAUCUUUUUUUAUGUGGUACUGAGGAUCGAAUCCAGGGCCCUACACACGCUAAGCGAGCACUCUACCACUGAGCCACAAUCCCAGCCCUGGUUCUUACUGUUUAAAACCUGAAUUUGAUCUAAUUUCCAUUCUCUUACCACCACAUUUUCACCACUGGCUCCUGUUAUGACUUUGGGUAAGUUUAGGUCCUCUCUUGGGUUAGCUUAUUUGGUCUAUUCAGAAGAGAGAACUCUGAUCAAAGACCAAAAACUCAUUCUUUCUCCCCUCCCCUCCACAGGCUUGAGAAUAUGCUGUAUCUCCCUCCCCUUUCUGCCAAGGACCCCACAUUGUGGUCUUUCUCUAAGAAUCCCUAAGAUUGGUAUCCAAGGCAAGGCAAAAUGCCCCUCCCCCCAACAAGACUGUUCAGCCCAUAUGGCUCUGAUAGGUUGGUCCAGCUAGCAGCCAGGCUCCGGCCAGCACUAUGUGAUACCAUGAUCACCGUAGGAGACCAGGAGUUUCCUGCACACAGCCUGGUACUAGCAGGUGUGAGCCAGCAGCUGGGCUGCAGGGGCCAGUGGGCUCUGGUAGAAGGCAUCAGCCCUUCCACCUUUGCCCAGCUUUUGAGCUUUGUUUAUGGGGAGAAUGUAGAGCUGCAGCCUGGGGAGCUGAGGCCUCUUGAGGAAGCAGCCAGGGCUUUGGGGGUGCAGGCCCUGGAAGAGGCAUGCAGGAGAGCUCGAAAGGACAAGGCUGAAGAACUGGAUGAAGGGCUGAAGAAACAUCAGGAGGAGCCAGAGAAACCCACAAGGGAUUCAGAAAGAGGACUGUGGGGGCUUGGAGAGAUGCAAAAACCAAAGAAAUUUUUUAGAAUUGGUGGGAGGGAACAGGAGACAUUGCACGGUCACAAACCACCAAUAGAGUACUCUGAGAUGACAAGAGCAAUACCAGAAGGUCAGGGGGAGAUGAGAUCAAAGAAACGCAGCCAAAUCCCUGUUGACUACCAGGAAGCAUAUAGAGAGCAAGGAGUGGUUGUGAGGGUGACAGAGAGAACAGGGGGCUCUGAGGAAAGUCUUCAGGGGUUCCCUAGUCCCCUUCCCCCAGCAGGUUCCCUCCAAACCAGCAUCAUCCCCAAGCCUUGGUGGGCCGAGGCCCCUUGGUUGCGGGAGGACCAGCCUGCCCUGUGGAGCAUCUUGCUGUGGCCGCCCAGAUAUGGCACUCCCUUCUCCCAUAGCACACCCAGCACUGGAACCUGGCAGGAGGUCUGGCCUUGGAACCAGAGGAUCCCUCUGACCCUGAACAGCCCUAAAGGGUUCUGGAGUCAGAAUCAGUUGGCUUCCUCCAGCCCUACCCCAGGUUCCCUCCCCCAGGGCCCUGUGCAGGUCAGCCCUGGGGAGAUGGAAGACUCUGGGCAGGAGCGCACAGGCUCCCGGACAACCUGUGUGGGUCAUGAGGGCACAGCAGGCUGCCCAUCUCGCCAACACCCUCCCCCGCCUCCUGCUCGGUCUCGGCCCUAUUCUUGCUCUGUCUGUGGAAAGAGGUUUGCACUCAAGCAUCAGAUGGAGACGCACUACCGAGUCCACACAGGAGAGAAACCCUUCUCCUGUAGCCUCUGUCCUCAGCGCUCCCGGGACUUCUCUGCCAUGACCAAGCACCUGCGGACACACGGGGCUGCUCCCUACUGCUGCCCUCUGUGCGGGGCCGGCUGCCCUAGCCUGGCCUCCAUGCAGGCGCACAUGCGCGGCCACUCGCCCAGCCAGCUCCCGCCCGGAUGGACCAUACGAUCCACCUUCCUCUACUCUUCCUCCUCCUCAUCCUCGAGGCCGUCCCAGGCCUCCACCUCUCCUGGUAGUGCCUCCUCCACCACCACCUGACGGUGUGUUGGUAGGUCCUUUGGCCUCAGACGAAUCCAAUUAGAUUUAGCAAAUCUGACUUCAGAAGCGCCGCAGGACAGGCGCCGAGAGCCCUCUCCCGGAUGACUGCGGGUUACAGAGGCCUGGGUCAGCGAGCUCCUGUGGGCUGAAAUUCGCACGAGUGAGGACUAACUGUAUGGGAACUGUUGAUUUUAUCACCAUAAUAAAGAGUUUCCUGUGCUCUCUGGUCUGGACAGGAAAGCCGAGCGCA
Messenger RNA from Ictidomys tridecemlineatus (thirteen-lined ground squirrel), 3234 nucleotides. The record is from RefSeq and is a predicted model, not a curated record. Lineage: Eukaryota; Metazoa; Chordata; Mammalia; Rodentia; Sciuridae.